CACACUUGAGGUUACCUCUUCUGUUUUUAUUGAUUUAUACAAUAGAAAACACUUAAAUAUUUAUUUCGUUAAGUAGAUCUCUUUUCUCUUAGUUUUGUCUCUGUGAGUAGCUGCUAUCUGUCAUCGAUUCCGAGUUCCAGAGCAAGGUGUUUGGUUUGUUUGUCCACAUCAAGUGAUUCAUUAUGUUAUAUCCCAUCCAAAUGUUAAAUUACAACCUAGCUUAUACUCUUUUAGUCAGAUACAGAUCAAAAUCAUCAUUCUCAAUUUGUCAGUUAUUUAUUUGUGGCUUUAAGCUUUUCCAGUUGGCAUUUCAAGUUAAGUCACACCACAUUUUAUAUUGUUCAUUGUUCAUUUUUUAAUUUAUUUGAUAAGAAAUUUGUCUCAUGUUCUCUGUUAUGUUCAUUCACAGGCAAAUCUAUAUGAAGAUAUCAUUUUUUAUUUCAUACUAUCUAAAAGGCUACACGAGCUGUCUGUGUUGUCUAUAUAAAUAUCCAUAGCAAGUAUUAUUAAGUAUACUACCACAGUAGUGAACUUUCUGUUUCUUUCUUGAACUUCUUGGUGUCCAUUUACACUUGAAUUAAGUUUAUGAGCCAUGGACCCUGCUGUGAUUCCUUUCCACACGUUAAACCAACUUUCACUGUGGCCACAUAUAUGGACAAUUAAAGUUCGUGUAAUAUGUUUGUGGAAGACUCCUGAAGAGAUGCUGGAAUCGAGUCAUUCAUCCUUGAAGAUGAUUUUGAUUGAUCGUGAGGCUGUCAAGAUUGAAGCAUAUGUAUGCAAGGAAGACCCAAUCACUAAGAACAUUGUUCCUGGUGGUGUGUAUAAGUUUUCAAUUUUCCAGGUCACUUGCAAUCAUGGUGUUAAUCGUGUCACAAAUCAUCGUUACAAGCUGCUCCUGCACUCUCGUACUAUGAUUUUCCCAUCUGUGGAAUCAAGUAUUCCUUUUUCCUUGAUAUUGGGCAUAUUCGAAGAGACUUUGACACAUUCACCUACCUGAUAGAUAUUCCUGGGCUGGUUUCUUCUGCAUCAAAGGAGAAGCUACUUAUAAAGAAUAACACUAUGCUUAAAAUGAUAAAUGUGGAACUUGUUGACAAUGGGGGGAAGAUGCUUUGUAUCUUAGCUGGAGAUAUUGUUUCUAUGUUUGUUCAAUACCUCUGCUCAAAUUGGACUGCAAAAUUUGUUGUUGGGCUACAGUUUGUUACACUUAAAUAUGAGGAUGUUCAAAGUAUUCCUAAUGUGACUAAGCUUCAUAUCAACCCUGUUGUGGAAGACCAGUCAGUUUUCAAUGAGAGAUUUAGUGGAUUUGAAAUUGAAGAGCCGGUUGAAUAUCUUGGGUAUCGUGAUAGUGAGUUUAACUUGCAAGAUGAUUUUAUUCACUUGCAUCCAGCUAAAACAUUAUUGCAGCUUAUUCACACAGAACAGAGGGGUGUAUUCAUUGUUCAAGCUCGCAUUGUUUCUGUGAUUAAAGCUGCUGGCUGGGCAUACCCUUCCUGCCGUUGCUAUUCUGAAUUGAAAGUUGUCAACCAUGGUUAUAGCUGUAGUCGUUGUUGUAGAACAAUGGUGAAAAUGAUGCAUAGGUAUCGUCUUAAUGUUCAUGUAUCUGAUGGUGUUCAAAGUUCCGUGUUUAUUCUAAGUGAUCCAGAAGCUACACACAUCAUUAAAAAAGCUUGUGAAGAAUUUGCUUAUGCAUCACCGCAACCGCUCGCAGCGCAUUUUCCACCUGAAGUUGAAGAAAAAUUGGUUGGUGCAGAAGUUUUAUUCAAAGUUCGUAAUGAUGUUAGGAGGUUAUAUGAUGGCUGCUUCUGUUAUGAUGUUCUUCACAUUUGUUCUGAUUCUGAAACAAUGGACAAGUUUAGUGCUAAACGUACAAGUGUUACAUUGGUGGAGUCUAAGAGUGAUUCACGGGUCACUUAUCUGGAGGAAGACAAUAAGCAAGCUGUAUGUGUUGUAGAAAAAGUUGGCUUAUUGGAUGAAGAUGAGAUGAUUAGUAAUGUCAAGCAUAAUUGGAAUCAGGUUGAAGGUUAAAUUUCACAAACGCAAUUAAACUCGGGGCAUUCAUGUUUUAGAUGGAGUUCAUUCCUUUUGUUAUGUUAGAGACUUUUUCUUUAAUGGUUGUACUUCCUCUUAGUUGAUAGUUUCCUUGAAGAUUUUAAAAGCGUUACUACCAAUGUAAUUAGGGGAGUUUAUUUGCUGUUUAUUUUAUGUAGUAAUCAAGUAAGUUUAUUGUAUUAGGAUGUUUUUUGGCUGUUUUGUUUCUUUCUAUGGUUUGCCUGUGUGGUUAGUUUCAAUUCUUCCAAUCAAUUACGUUGUUGUGGGAUUAA
Molecule: messenger RNA, 2321 nt
Organism: Lotus japonicus
Lineage: Eukaryota; Viridiplantae; Streptophyta; Magnoliopsida; Fabales; Fabaceae
Exons: 11
Coding region: 1060-2025 (321 amino acids)
Source: RefSeq, a predicted model, not a curated record